AUGGGGUCAAGUGAUAUCACCUCCUUAGCUCUUGUUUGUCUCGCAUUCUUAGACUCCCCACAGGACUACCUCAACGGCCACAACUCCGUUCGAGCUGCCGUGGGGGUGGGCCCAUUGACUUGGGACGACAACAUCGCAGCACUUGCCCAAAACUAUGCCAAUCAGCGAAUGAGAGAUUGCGCUCUCGUUUAUUUCAGAGGUGAAGGAAAGUACAGCGAGAACCUCGCCAUUGGAAACGGAGAGUUCACAAACACCGCUAUUGUGGGCCUGUGGGCCGCAGAGAAGCCCAAUUACGACUAUAACUCGAAUUCGUGCGCUGCUGGCCAGGUGUGUGGGCACUGCACUCAAAUGGUCUCGAUGAAUUCAGUUCGGCACGGGUGCGCUAGGGUUCAGUGCGACAAUGGAUGGUGGUUCAUUACUUGUAACUAUGAUCCACCUGGCAACUACGUUGGGCAGCGCCCUUACUAGAGGCAUAAGUUCAUGUAGUCUAUAUAAAUCAACUAUGUUAUAUGCUUUCAAGCUGCAACCGUAUAAAUUAAACUCUCGAAGAAAUUAUUUCCCUUUGCACCGGCUUUUUGCGGGAACACUUCAUUAAAAAUGGUGUCAAACCGGUUCAAAACCUACCAGUUCAUACAGGACUUUAUCCUAAUUUUAAUCAAGGUGCGCUCGCGUAAAGUGUAUCCUGGAACUCUAAGUUAUCGGGAGAAAAGAACGUUAACGAUAGAUCCGAAAUUA
This is a messenger RNA of Rhododendron vialii, 735 nucleotides long. Its product is annotated as pathogenesis-related protein PR-1 type-like. The coding region runs from base 1 to 468 and encodes 155 amino acids. The transcript is spliced from 2 exons. Gene Ontology annotation, cellular component: extracellular region. The record is from RefSeq and is a predicted model, not a curated record. NCBI's taxonomy places the organism in Eukaryota, Viridiplantae, Streptophyta, Magnoliopsida, Ericales, Ericaceae.